Messenger RNA from Pelobates cultripes (western spadefoot toad), 31873 nucleotides. The record is from the annotation of a GenBank genome assembly. Lineage: Eukaryota; Metazoa; Chordata; Amphibia; Anura; Pelobatidae.
CGGGAAUGCCGAUGGCUACACUCCGAAGGGCACAGGGAGUCGGACCGCCCCCUCGACGUGAUUGGCUGGAAGCGGCUCGCCUCUCGCAGCCUAUUGGUUCUCUAAUGUUUUGAGUCUCUUUACGGAAGCUCGGAGCUGCCAUAAUUCUUCAGCUUAUAUUAUCGCCUCUGUAUGGUUUUACAAGAAAAGAUAGAAUAAAGUUGGGGUUUCAGCAUGUUUUACUAAUCCUUAUUUGACGAGAGGCUUCCGCCAGGAAAUCUCAGCUCGGAUUUUUUUAAAUUUUUUUUAGGAAGGGGACAACACCAAGCUGUCAAGGAGACGUGAAGAUGGCCGCCACCUUGGUGCUACUGAGGGGGAGAAGCUGCCCAGGUCUAUCCGUCCUCUGCCAGCCUCGGUGGGUAUCUUGGGAUGACAUGCAUUGCACCUGUAACAUCCAGGCUGGCCUGUGGCACUGCCUAUCAUGCUCAGCCAGCCAGAUCAAUCAAUAAGUCCUGGCUGUCACUGUCCUCUCUUUUAGGGUUAUUUACUAAAAUAUCUGAAUUGUCAGGAGUUCAGAGUGAAUGAAAAAAAUAUAUAUAUCAAGCAACACACUGAAUUGUGACAUGAGAAUGGAAAAUUUACAGGGUUAUUCACUAAACACUGACAAUGGAGACUUCCUAUUUACCAUAACUACUUAUUAAAGGUAAUUACAGCUGGAAUACGGUCAACCAGACCCAAUCCGCAACAUCUGGACAGGCGCACUCAUCGACUAAAAUCAGUGCUUUUCGCAUCCAAACACCACUCAAUGUACAGUAUUUAGUAUACGUACAAAGCACAGAAUUUGAACACAAUUGGAACCGAAUGCUUCCAGUAGGGUGCUCUUUAGCAAAUUACCAUUCACUUACUUUUAGGCAAGAAAACAAUAAUUUGAGGUCCUAUUUGCCCAUUGGGUGGUGCUAGCCACUAGUGGACAAAUAGAAAACAUUCCGCAGUGCGAGUGUUAGCCAUUCUAGCUAGCUGCCUCAUUUGAAAAAAGUGGAAAAAAAUACAUGUCAUAUUGACCCCCAUAUUAGUAUUUGUAAAUGCCAUAUUGACCCCAUAUUAGAGUUGUAAAAUCUCCCUAAUGCCCCUAUCAGCCAUGCUAGGGGUGGGGGCAUACCUACUAUAACAAAAGCAGCUGCUCAAGCUACUGUUGGACAGGUCCACCCACCUUAAAAUUCAAUAUUGAUCGGGCUCUAUAUAAAAUUAAAAAAGGGUCAAGGCCAAUGAGCUGCAGGUGUGGGUAUUAUUUAACAACCAGGCAAAAAUAAAAAAUGCUCAAAAAAAUAAAACAGACCCACAACAAAAAUAAAUCCAUGUGCACCCCACAAGGCCUCUGUGCAGACAGAGUUUUCAAGGCCUGGGAAUUUUUUUAUAAAGGUUUUCCAACACUUUGAAUUCUCAGUAGAGUGCUCUGAUUGGUUGGCCUCUAAGCCCACACUAUUGCCCACCCAUACUAUUAUUUUUUUGGAAGCAAUGGUAUGUCCAUCUUCCACCUUAUUACAUUUAACACCCUCACCUGAAGCCCAUGGUGGAAGGAUGGAUAGUAAAAUGGCCACCCACCACCCAUGAUUGGGACUUGGGGCGGGGUAAAAUGAGACACCCUCUUCCACCCAUUUAUCGGUUUAUUAGAUAUCAUCUGCCAUCCAUGGAUGAUAACUGGGGAGGACUUUAGAAACCCCCCUCCCCAUUUUUAAAGUAUCCCCACCAGCUGGCCAUAGGGGAGGGACACUGACUUAUCCAUCCCCUAUUAUUGAAUUUUAAGCCCCCACCCAAAGCCAGGUCACUUUGUUAUUUUUCAUGUCCCAUUCCCAUGAGAUUGUACCUUCCUAGCAACAGGGCAACAUUAGCAGCCUAGUAGCUAUUUUUUAUUUUAUUCUAUUUUUUUAAUGAGUAGCGGCUGACUUUUGUACCCACCAACAGCAUUGCCAGUAAGGGCAUAAGGUAGGCUUUACACUUCCCAUAUACUAAUAUUGGGGUCUAAUUUACCCCGUAGGCCUUUUUAUUUCAUUUUAUUUUUUAAAUGUAACUUAUAUUUAAUGUGGUGAAUGUCUAGCAAGCUGCCACAUGAUUGACGCUAACACUGCCAAUGUUUUUUUUUAAAUUAUUUGUGAGCAUAUACUUUGUAUUUUAACAAUCCGGGACUGUAUUUCAGAUUAUGGCAACUUUCAAUCCAGCUGAAAUCCGAACCAAAUUCAGACUCAAUCAGAGCCUGGUUUGCAAAAUCUGGACAUUGUUAAAUAUUUUAAACAUUGUCCGAAUUUUGCAGUCCGAAUGGACCUGUACUUAAAUGAAUAGUGUUGUAUGGGGCUAAUUUGUUAUUAAAUUCUAUCCUUAAUUUUGUAAUUACAUUUUAUCAAACUCAACAUGCAUUAAACUCUCCUUUUACUUUACCCUUAAUUUACCUUCUACCAAAACUGUCACAUACACAGUCUACUCCAAGGGUGCGCAUGACUUGGUUCUGGCGGUGAGAGGGUUAACAUUGACUAUUUGUCUGCACUAGAAAGGAAGUAAUGAUAACAAUUCCCCUUACCACCAACAUAUGUAAUUAUAGUAAUAUAAUGCUACCACCACCAAGACAAUUUAUAAAUAGGGUGCCAAGCAAGUUAGACUAAAAACCCACAAAAUCAGAUUUAGCACAAUAUCUAUGUGUUUUAUAUUCACUAAUGUUAGUCUUUACCAGACAAAGGCAGAACAUAAUAAAGAAACUGUUAUUACGAAAACAAAAAAUAGACACCGUGCAUACAAAGACAGAAGGCAUACAAAUUAUUUACACUAACAACAGUUACAAAUAAAAAAGAAAAUUUAACAGAAAACCCAAAUAUUUACUUUGAUAGUAAAGUAGCUGUAAUUUCAAUUCAGGUGGUCUCCGGCAAGGAAAGAUGGUGACUUACUCAAAAUUAGAUCUUGGCCCUUAGUAAGCCACAAGACAUUGGCACAUCAUUAUAUUCAUACCUUCUGUAUCCUUCUCAAGUUUCCAAGCUAGCCCAGAGGUGGUGGAGCGAAGGUGUACCUAUAGGAACAAUUUGUUGAAAUUUGUUAAGCCCUGUGCUAAGUGACCAUUAGCAGUCAGGAGACCAUUGUCUUUCAGUGUCAUAUCCAAAAGAAACCUUAAUAAUAACCCACAGAUAAAUAAUCAUGCCUUCCUGUGUGCAUGUUUAGAAUGGGGAACAUACACCCCACAAACAGAGUAGAAACACAAGGCUUCCCUCUUGUGUUUCAGACCAACUCCAAUCUAAAUAGAAUUUUUUUAUUUUAUUUUCUCUCUUGUUUUUGCCACAUAAAUAAUUCUUGCAUUAAUUUUUCUGCAUUUUGUCAAGUCCAUAGAUAUAUCAUACUUCCUACUUGACACAAUACCACAGACAAUUCCUUCCAAAUGGAUGAAGCUGCGCUAGCCAUAUUUAUACUCUGUUUGUGGGGUGUGCUUUGCCCUUUCUGAACAUACACAUGAGAAGGCAUGAUCAUUCGUCCGUAGGUUAUUAUUGUUUCUUUUGGAUAUGACGCUGAAAGACAACGGUCUCCUGACUGCUAAUAGUCGCUUAGCACAUGGCUUGACUAAUUUGCUUUAAAUUUAGGAGCCAGCUAAAAAGGUUGGGAGCCAGUAUUUUUUUAAUCUUACAAAGCUUUAUUUUUCACAACAAAAAUAUUCCAGUUGUUAAUUUGCUAAACCAUGAAUUCGGAAGAAUGGUACGUUUUAGGUUUUUUUUUGUUUUUUUUUAAAUUGUAUGUUUUAUAUAUUUCAGAAAAUGGUCUUGUGGUCCCACAAUACUAAGGUACUCUUCCCAAGCAGGUAUGUGAACAAUGCAGUUUAUAUAUCAAAUUUUAAAGGUGACUUGAUCUGCACGCGUGCAAUAAUAUGUCGUCUACAUACUGUGCCAGUAUAUACAUUUCAUUAUAUACUCAGCUGAAGUUUUCUUACUGCUCAGUGACUAGACAUUGUGAAAAAACUAGUGCACUAAGUAUCUUGUUGGAAUGCAAUGCUAUCAAUGAUCCAUUACAGUUGCAGAACUUGCCCAUUCACUAGCACAGCUGUAGCCAAAAAAUGUUAACACAAAUUAUGUUGUCUAUGCGAUUGCUAGAAAGUUGGUUAACACAAUGUAUUGAUUGAUGAGUCUAUAGAAAUAGGUUUACUUGGCUAAAGUGUCUUUAAAAUGGUCCUGAUAUGUGUGUGUGCAUGGCUCAAUAUUUUCACCGCUCAUUAACAAGUGAAUAUUUGGCCCUGGAAGAAAUGCACUACUGGUUAGCGUGCCAUGUACUCUCUAAGCUUGCAGUGGUGAGUAAUUCUUAAAGCCUGGCUCGUAGUGUGAGCCUUGAAAUGUAAAGGGAUCUGUAUGCAUAUAUAUAUGUGUGUGUGUGUGUGUGUGUGUGUGUGUGUAUACGUACAUAUGAAAUAAAAUCUCUAAAGAAAAAAGGGGUGCACGCAUGGGUCUUGUAAACUAAUGAAAAUGUAUUGGUGGAACAAAACAAAAAAUGGAUCCAAAUAUUGAUUUUUUUUUUUUUUUUUUUAAGUACUGUGAGUUGUACAUUCUGUUUUGUAAACAUUAUGUUUGAACCUUCGUAAUUGAUAAGCAAGUAUGUUUCCUUCCACCUCUUAAUCUCAUGUCUUAUUUCCUCUCUAAUGAGAUGUAUUUUAUCCUGUACUUUGCAUUUAUUUUGUGUCCAGUUACAUCAAUAGUUUGUUUAAAGCUCUGUUGUUCUAUUUGGGUUACACAGGAAAAUGCAUCGACAAAGUCUUGAUUGCAAAUAGAGGGGAAAUUGCGUGCAGAGUGAUGCGCACUGCUAAGAAGAUGGGUGUGCAGUCUGUAGCAGUAUACAGUGAAGCAGACAGAAAUUCCAUGCAUGUAUCACUGGUACAGUAUUUAUAUGUUUUGGUUUUUUUUUCUGUGUGUAAUUUUAAUGAGAGGUCCAUGGGAAGCUUAACGUUUUACACCAACCUUUCUAUCCUACCUCCCACUUCAAACAAAAAGAAUAAAGCUAAAACUGAUGUACGUUCCAGCUUUGAGGUCAAGGUCUCUUUUAUAAGCCUGAUCCACCUCCACUGAUGUUACUUCUCCUUGCUGAGGGGAGGACAUGGGCGGUACAGAUGGGGGGGAGCAUGCCACCUUUGGAUGCCUGUCACCAGCAAACUGUGUGUGCUGAGUCCAAUAUGCACAAAACUGACAUUAGCCAACCAUGCAAAGUUUUACUGGUGAUCCUGUUUUAGUAGUUUCUUACCCUGUAUUGAGUUUAGAUCAGUGCCUUAAGAAUAUUGUUCUCAGGGCUUUUCACUAAAGUAAGAAUUCAAAGUAGAUUUCAAAUUUAAGGCCAAAAUAGCCAAACAGAAAAAAAUUAUCUAAGACCGUUAUGCAUCCAGUUCAGAGACUCUGAUCUAAAGUUUGAAAAUCACUUUACUCACUUUAGUGCAUAACCCUGUCAAAACGUGGCAUAUAACACUUCAAACUAUAUCAGACUUAGAAAUGUCUAAAAUUUGGUGAGGCAUUCCUUUUAAAAUAAAAUACUUUCAGCUUUGCCAGCAGUAGUAGAUCUGUGUUGUUACAGGCCAUCCAGUCUUUUAGUAAUAUUCCAUUUUCCCCAUUGGUUUAUUUUUGGGUUCCUUUCCACAGUCUUUUUAUGUAGCGCCAAUCAACUUGAAUAAGGGCUAAAUAAUGCUCUUUCACAUAUCCCAACUUUAUUUUGCACGUCUUUAACCUGUGUUGUGUUUCUUUGACAGGCAGAUGAAGCAUAUCUGAUUGGGCCAGCAGCUUCCCAGCAGAGUUAUCUUGCAAUGGAUAAAAUCUUGCAAGUGGCAAGAAGGUCAGGUGCUCAGGUAACACAAAGUGAUGGGGAAUGUCUGUGCUAAAAAAAGAUUAUUCUGUUACACUUCCUUCCACAAUAUUCCAAUGGCUUGGGACCGGAAUCAUACUCUUUCAGCAUGUUACAAGAAAACUAAAACGUCUGAAGACUGACUGAAUAUCUACUGUAAUGGGCAGUGGAUAGACAGCACUAAAGUCAUGGUCAUUGAUCAAAAAUGUACAAAUGAAAAUACAGUUAGAAACAUAGAGCAUUUUCCACUGCAAUAACUCAAAUUAGCUUGAACGUUUCUUCUUUUUCUCUUACUAUAUCUAAAAACAAAUUGUGUUGCUUGAGCAAAAUCUAAAAUAUUUUCAGGAAACUUAACAAGGUUCAAUUAUAAGGCAAAUGCAGAGUGAAGUUUGCUAAAUGUGGGUGUAAAUAUGUAUGCGUGUGUGUGUAUAUCUGUAUAUGUAUGUAUUCAAAUAAAAAUCACUUGGUUAAAUAUUCUGCUCAUAGAAACAUUCCAUUAAAGCAGACCUGUCACUUCUGUGAUAUUUGCAUAACCCAAUAGCUAACUAGAAGUUAGCCAUGUGUUUCUCUCAGGGCCGUCUUUAACAAGGGGCAAACAGGGCAGCUGCCCCGGGCCCAGUUGCUCCUGGGGGGCCCAAAGCAGAUGCCCUGUGGGCCCCCUGCCCGCAGCCAGGUCUGAACAGCCCACUGGGAUACUGAGAAAUAUCCCGGUGGGCUGCAGCAGGUGAUGUAAUCAGGGGCCCCGGCCCUUUAAGAGAGCUCCUGACCGGGCCCCUGUCUUCCUGCCUGCUGGGAGGAAGUGUUGUGAGGUCACUUCCUCCCAAUUAACAGAGUGCCGCUGGGGAGGAGGAGGCAUACAUGGAGAGCAGGAGGAAGUACAGACCAAGAAGAAGAAGACCCCCAUCAAUCUCAGCCAUCCAGCUCCCACUGGACCACAGGGAAGCCACACUUCUGUAAAGGUAAGGAGGGUGGCUAAACUAUGUGAAUUCAUAUGACUCUGUGUGUUUGUGUCAGUGUGUGUGUAUAUCUGACUGUAUGUGUGUAUGUGUAUCUGGCUGUAUGUGUGUAUGUGUAUCUGGCUGUAUGUGUGUAUGUGUAUCUGGCUGUAUGUGUGUGUAUCUGGCUGUGUGUGUGUGUAUCUGGCUGUAUGUGUGUGUAUCUGGCUGUAUGUGUGUGUGUAUCUGGCUGUAUGUGUGUGUGUAUCUGGCUGUAUGUGUGUGUGUAUCUGGCUGUAUGUGUGUGUGUGUAUCUGGCUGUAUGUGUGUGUGUGUAUCUGGCUGUAUGUGUGUAUGUGUAUCUGGCUGUAUGUGUGUAUGUGUAUCUGGCUGUAUGUGUGUGUGUGUAUCUGGCUGUAUGUGUGUGUGUGUAUCUGGCUGUAUGUGUGUGUGUGUGUGUAUCUGGCUGUAUGUGUGUAUGUGUAUCUGGCUGUGUGUGUGUAUCUGGCUGUAUGUGUGUAUAUCUGACUGUAUGUGUGUAUGUGUAUCUGGCUGUAUGUGUGUGUAUCUGGCUGUAUGUGUGUAUGUGUAUCUGGCUGUAUGUGUGUAUGUGUAUCUGGCUGUAUGUGUGUGUGUAUGUGUAUCUGGCUCUAUGUGUCUGUGUAUGUGUAUCUGACUGUAUGUGUGUGUACCUGGCUGUAUGUGUGUAUGUGUAUCUGGCUGUAUGUGUGUGUGUAUCUGGCUGUAUGUGUGUAUGUGUAUCUGGCUGUAUGUGUGUGUGUAUCUGGCUGUAUGUGUGUAUGUGUAUCUGGCUGUAUGUGUGUGUAUCUGGCUGUAUGUGUAUCUGGCUGUAUUUGUGUAUGUGUAUCUGGCUGUAUGUGUGUGUAUCUGGCUGUAUGUGUGUAUAUCUGGCUGGUGUGUAUGUGUUGUAUAUCUGACUGUGUGUGUGUGUGUAUGCUUGCUUAUCUGUGUGUGUGUAUCUGGGUGGAUGUUUGUAUAUCUGACUGUGUGUGUAUCUGACUGUGUGUGUGUAUCUGGCUGUGUGUGUGUGUAUCUGGCUGUGUGUGUGUGUAUCUGACUGUGUGUGUGUGUAUCUGACUGUGUGUGUGUGUAUAUCGACUGUGUGUGUGUGUAUCCGACUGUGUGUGUGUGUAUAUCUCACUGUGUGUGUGUGUGUGUGUGUAUCUGGCUGGCUGUGAUUGUAUCUGGCUGUGUUUGUGUCUGACUGUGUGUGUGUGUCUGUAUCUGACUGUGUGUGUGUAAGUGUGUAUCUGGCUGUGUGUGUCAGUGUAUAUCAUUUGUGUCAGUGUGUGUUUAUAUGGCUGUGUUUGUGUCAGUGUACAUGUACCUUUGUGUCAGUGUUUAUGUGUAUCUGUAUGUAUGUAUACCUAUGUGUCAGUUUGUAUGUGUACCUGCUUGUCUGUGUAUAUGUACCUGUGUGUGUAUGAGUGUCAGUAUGUAUAAGUGUGUAUCUGUGCGUGUGGCAAAGCAUACAUCCCAUCUAACAUUGCACACAAAUACAACCCUGCAUUCCAACAUUAACAAUGCACACAAAUACACCACUGCAUGUGUAUCUGUGUUCCUGUGUGUAUCACUGUUUGUGUGAAAGUGCAUCUGUGUGACAAUGCAUACAUCCCAGCAUUCCUACGCCAACACUGCACACAAAUACAUAUGUAUUUGUGUAUAUAUCUGUGUCAGUGUGUGUAAGUGUGUAUCUCUGUGUGUGGAUGUGCCAGUGUUUUUAUCUCUGUGUGUGCACGUGUAUUUAUGUAUGUGGCUGUGUGUGUAUACGCCAGUCUUUGUCAGUGUGUCCAGAUGUGUGCAUGUAUCACAGUUACAUAGCUGAAAAGAGACUUGCGUCCAUCAAGUUCAGCCUAUCAGUGUGCUAAUGUGUAUGUAUAUCUGUGAAUGUUGACAUUCAUACAUCACUGCAACCACACCCCUGCAAACAUUACAUACAAACACACCCCUGAAUUCAAACUCAAAAAGUAUAUGGAAACACAUCCCUACACUUAAACACCAAUACUACACCCUACAUGCACACACAUACUUUAUACAACAACAUGCUCACAUUCAAAUGCACAAACACUGCUCACAAAUACAGCCCUGCAAAAAUGGACAAAUGGUAGAUCCCCAGCUGGCAUAGCAUCGUUGGAAUUGUACAACAGAUGAGGAUCUAUCUUUUCUCUGCUCUUGCGCUAGAGGGAUGGCAGGAUCCAGGGGGCCCAAACAAAUGCCUGCCCAGUGUCCAAUCAAUGUUAAAGACGGCCCUGGUUUCUCUGUAGGUCUUGAACAAUGCAUUAAUUUGCCCAAAGCUUAUAUGAAAGUGCUGCGGAGGUACGUGUGUUUUACGCCUACACUGCACUGCUGUCAUUAGAACUUCAGUAGUACUUACUGAAGUUGGGAAUGAGGAACUGUCACUUUCAGAGAAGUUGGAUGAAAAUAACAUCAAGACAAGGGCACACAACGGAGCUAUUAAUGCAAAAGAUACCUUUCUUGGUUAAAUACUUUGAUACUGUAGUUCAGAACUUAAAACAAACAAUAGCAGCAUUUUUCUAAAUGAGCAUUUUAUAUUUUUUAGGUUAUAGCUUCCUUUUAAAAGAAUACGUCCACACUUUAAAAUCUUGUGUUUCUUGCACUGAUUCUGUUGCAAGGAGGUUCCAUGUUUUUGUUCUUUCAGCUAUAACCCCGCGCCAGACUCAAAUAAUAUAUGUCCCCUGGCAAUAAAAUAACACACGACUUGUAAAAUUCACUAACCUGUGACAAGAAUGGAAACCGAUUAAUGAGACUAAUUUUUUUAACAUAACAUUUAGUAGAUAAAUAGAUUUUCACAUCCUAGUUUUCUUGUGACUUUGUGCCUUUUUUCUUCCUUUUUCUAUUAGUUCUCCAUACACAAAAUUAAAACCUUAUGACUGUCUAUUAUUAUAUUCCUGGUAUCAUUGAUGAUCUAAUGUGAUUUGAAUGCAUUGAUUUAUUGACUUCCUCAAGCUUUCUUCCUGAAACCAUAAAAUACAUUGUUACAAAUAAUGUAUACUAAUUUUUUUCUUUUUCUGAUAGGCUAUUCAUCCAGGCUAUGGUUUUCUGUCAGAAAACACAGAGUUUGCAGAGUUGUGCAAGAAAGAUGGUAUUAUUUUUAUUGGGCCUCCAUCAUCUGCUAUCCGGGACAUGGGGAUAAAGAGGUAAAAAAGUUAACACUUGGCCCUGUGACAUUGAGCUGAUAUUCAAGUAAUCAUCAUUGGCAUGGUUACCCUCAACCCUCCCCCCCUCCCCCCCCCCAAAAAAAUGAAGGAAACUAAACUUACCUGCUUUGCCACUUUAAAUCCAAGUUCUCCCUGCAGCCUGAUCCUGUUCUGGUGACUUCACUUACUCUCAAGGAAUGUCAGGGCUGUGAUGAGGACGGAGUGACUUUACCAGCAUUGGUUGUCUAUUGCCAGCAUGCUAUGCACAGAUUUAACAUUAAGUAGCCAGGAACCCUGGGUAAUGAUGCUGUCAGAAUUGGAGUUAUACCCCCAGCACUAGGCUUUAGCCCUCUAUGUGCAGCAUUUCAAACUAAAAGGCUGCACAGACUCCAAGCACCAUGACCACUUCAAAACACUGAAGUGGUCAUGAUCCUUAAAAUAACCCUUUAAACUUACCUUUAUUCAGUGCCAUAACACACUGCACUCUGCAAUUACUACUGACACUGUGAGAUCAUCAAGUAUAGAGAUGAUAGAUAUAUCAAGGAUAGAUUGGUGGAUAUAAAGAAGACACACAAAAAGAAUCAACAGUGCUUUACAUCGCCAGAGAAAAGGACCGCAUUCAUGCACCAAAAAUCAUUACAUUAAGAUGCAGUUGUUUUGAUGCUUAAGUGUCCCUUUAAUAUUUUCAAUCAGCUUUCAUAGUAAAUCUCAUCCAACAGGUGGUAUUUCAAAGCUCAGUUGCGCUAAUUGUAAUAUUGAUUGUUCCUCUUCCCAAGCACAUCAAAGGCCAUAAUGUCUGCUGCUGGCGUACCAAUUAUAGAAGGUUACCAUGGCGAUGACCAGUCUGACCAACAUCUAAAGGAGCAAGCUCAGAGAAUAGGCUACCCUGUAAUGAUUAAAGCUGUACGAGGAGGUGGUGGCAAGGUAAGCAAGUGAGCCAAAUUAACGGUUUGCUUCAGGCAUGACAUAAAUUCAUUAUACACCGCACGCUAACUUCUAAUCGUUCAAACCAGUGAAUUAAAUAAAACUUUUACUGACAAAGGUACUACAUACACAUUUCUCUUUUAAAAACUAAAUACAGUUAAUAUUUAAUUAAUCAACAGAAUGUACAACUUUUUAAAAAUAAUUUUAAGUUAUUUAACCAUUUCAGUUACCCAUCUUAUAUGUGCAGAGCAUAUCUCUCGACAUGCAGCUAUGCUGAUCUUCCAUGAUGAAAAAGGAGCAGCCUCACUUGAUACAUUUUUUUCUUUUCUUACUAUUCUUCUUAUCUAUAUUAUUAGGGGAUGAGAAUAGCAAGGUCUGAGGAAGAGUUCUUUGAACAAUUAGAAUCCGCCAGACGAGAAGCUAAAAAGUCAUUUAAUGAUGACGUUAUGCUAAUUGAGAAGUUUGUUGACAAUCCAAGGUGAGAAAUGGGUCAUAGUGCAUUUUUAAAGCUAUUGAUAUUGUACUUUGAAGUCAUGACAGUGUGUUUCAGAAUCAGAAGUUUCAUAUUGUACUAGAUCUUUGAAACCUUGUACGGCACAACAAACCCUAACAGCAGUGAUAGUGUCAUACCAUUGCACCAUGAGUUGUGCAGAAAUUUCUCAUUCAUUUUUCUGUUCCCAUAUCACUAGACAUGUGGAAGUCCAAGUGUUUGGUGAUCAACAUGGAAAUGCUGUAUAUCUUUUUGAAAGAGAUUGCAGUGUACAGAGGAGACAUCAAAAAAUCAUUGAGGAAGCUCCUGGGGUGAGUUGGCUAACUUUCUUUAAAACUAGGGAAAUGAUUUAUAAAUGCAAACAAAAUUAAAGGGCCAGUCUUGGCACAAUAAUUAUCCUCAUGUAGGGCUUAGCAUCCAUGUGUAAAUUAACAUAAACAAUGUAGAGCCCCAAAAUAGAUUUUUAUUACGAGGAAAAAUAAAAAAAUGUAUGUAAUCAAGCCACUAGACGGUGGUUAAGAUAAUAACAAAAACAGAAAAAUACAUAAAGAUAAUUAACAGUGUAUGUGUUUAUUUUAAUAUAAAUUGGAACUAUGGAGGUACAGUUGCUAAUCUUAUAGUAUGCAUUGGUCUCUAUAUUAAUGUCCAGCUUGUCCAUCAUUGUUGGUGGAAAGUUAGUGAAAUAAACACCUGAGCCACAUAGACGUGUAAUAUAUUUGAAAAAUCACACAAAUGACCAAUUUCUGCAAAUAAAUAUAUAUAUCCUCUAGCCUGUCUUGGUUUUAUAUGCUUGUUACCCAUGCAUUUUGGAAGCUGCAUAGCACUGCUGUAUUUGAGUCAAUUAACUUUUUUUUAAUUUAUCAUGCGAUACUGUUAAAUAGUAUAUCUGAGAAUGUGUGUGUAUCUUAAUGUCAUUUUAUCACAGACCUAGCAUCAAACACUAAUUGGUACCCUAUUUCUUAAUACUCUUACAGCCUGGAAUCAGUCCUGAAGUUAGAAAAAAACUAGGAGAAGCUGCUGUGAGAGCAGCAAAAGCUGUGCACUAUGUGGGAGCAGGUAGGUUUUGGUGUUGUAUUUUGUGGUCCAGCUGUUAAUAUAGCCCUGGUCUUACAUCAUGGGGACCACCAGGGAAAGGGGUAAAGUAUCCAGUGUAAGGCAACUAGUGAAUGGCAAUGAAGAUCAGAAAUUUUUCUCGCAAAAUGUAUUUGAGAUUUGAUUCUUUCAUUUUAAGUGAUUUGCAUUUUCAUGACAGAUACAGUAAUAGUCAUUAAUCUCAUUCCUCCCCCUUAUAUUUACUUUUGUUUUUAUCAAUGAGUGUAAAGCAUACCUGUUUGCAGAGACCUGCCCAGGUAACAUCAAUUGAUCUACUAACCUCUUGUACAAUUAUCUUAUUUCUUCAACUAUUACAAGAUGAUACAUGUGAGAGCACAAAACAGUGGACUAUGUAAGAUCAUAUGAAACAGCAGUACUGUCCACCAAUCUCAUGCAUGCACACUGAAAGUCUUUAGACAGCUAGAUACUCAUUAAUAUUCUGGCCUUGGCUUCCUUUGGUUUUAAAAUAGGCAUGCACAUGUCAAUUGGAAGCUAGUUGGAAGUUCAGUAGAAUUCCAACUCAACACAUUAAUUUAAUACAGAUUCUAUCUUUUAAAAAGAGCAGGGUCCAACUUCGCUACACGGACCAGUGGGAGACAGACUUAGGGGAAAAAAUAGAGGGCUCCGCGGGACAUCUGGGAGGCGACAGCCCGUUCAUCCAUUUGUGUCACCCUCCAAGAGCAGUCAUUUAAAACGCUUUUCAGAUGGUACACCACCCCAGUAAAACAAUUCUGAAUGCAGAUCACCUCUUCAGACCUAUGCUGGCAUGGCUGCGGGGAAAAGGGCACAUACGUGCAUAUGUUGUGGACAUGCCCUACAGUACAGGCCUACUGGUCUCAAAUCAUCACUCUAAGCUCAAACAUAAUACAGAGAACACUACAGAUGGACCCGUGGGCCUGCCUUCUCUCCAGGCCGACAGACUGCCUUACACGCCCAGAGCAACAACUACUAAACAUGGUUUAUCUAGCGGCCUGAAGGGUACUAGCACAAAAAUGGCUCUGUCUGGAAACACCCCCCUUGACACUGGUCUUAGCAAAACUAAACGAUAACCGUCUCAUGGACAGGUUAACCUCAUUAGUCAGACACACCGCCAAAAAAUGUAGGAAGGUAUGGGAACUGUGGGAGCAAUACCAAGAGAAUGCCGAGGGGGGACAGGGGCCCUGAACGAACACUGAUAACUAAAAAGUAAAAGGGCACAUAACGAACCUAUACAGAGCAGAGGUAACAGUCAUGAUAGCAAAACGUUUUUCAGUUCUCUGCUUAUAGCGCUAUCCGUUUGUAUGUUUUUACUCUGAUACAUAUAUAUAUAUAUAUAUAUAUAUAUAUAUAUAUAUAUCUGCACCAAACGAGGCGACAACGGCCUCACGGUAAGCUUCAACAACCAAACUGCGAAAUACAUCCAUAGCAAACCUGAAAUUGACAGAUAAACCACUGAAUUGACCUAAAAAUGUCACUAUGCAUGUAAACUGCACUAAUGCACUACUUUCUCUUUAUGUAAAUGUAAAUUGCAUAACAAAAAAAAAAAAAUAAUAAAAAAAAAAACAACAACCAAAAAAAAACAACCACAGUGGCUUCUGUGUAAGCCCAAGUAUUAUCGCAUGUGUGCACCGCCUUAUGUGAUAAAAUAAAUUACACAUAAAAAUGGUGGCAACACCUCUUGUUUUUAUGUUGUUUAAGGUUAAAACUUAAAUUUGUUUUGUUUUAUAUAUAAAUGCAAAACCCUGACAGAACAAGACCGCAAAGAAGAACUAUGAACAGUAGCAUUAGCAUCUAAAAAGUCAAUCUCUUUUUUUUUCUGUAUCACUGUGAAACUGCUGUAAAACACGAAUUUUGGCUUUUGCAUAAGCCCAAGUACUGUUCACAUGCCUGAAAUUUCUGUCAUUGAAAAUAAAGAAUUACAAAAAAAAGAGCAGGGUCCUCUUCAACCUAUCGUUCCUGUAAGUUGUCUUGUAAUUGUCCUAUUUAUAGUGAAAUCCCCCCUCUCAUAAUAUUGUAAAGCGCUACGGAAUCUGUUGGCUACAACAAUUUUUUAAAAGUUGGUUUGGGUAUUAUUAUACAGUUUGUUAUCUCCCUUUAUAAUUUAAAUGUGGUUUAAUGAUGAAAAGUCACAAGAUACAUUAUUGUUUUUUCCUCUGAGAAAAUGUUUAAGUAUAAGAUGGAUCUGUUAAAGUUAUGUGUGUUUUGACAUUUCUUUCAGGAACUGUGGAAUUCAUUAUGGAUCCACAGCAGAAUUUCUAUUUCAUGGAGAUGAACACUCGUCUACAGGUUGAGCAUCCAGUCACUGAAAUGAUCACAGGAACUGAUCUAGUGGAGUGGCAACUUCGAGUAAGUAAGAAGUAAAUCUUGACCAGUUGGAUUUUGUGGUCAGUGGAGCAGUCCAAAUAAUACCGGUAUACAAUGUUUUAUUUAUAAAUGUCUGUUUGCUUAAAAUGAUCCAAAAAUCAGUUUUAGUAUAUGGCUUAAUUAUUGCAUUGAAAUAAAGAAUUUAGGGCCCUCAGCACCUUCUGUUCCUGUGUCUCCAACUUGUCUUGUCCGGCCACUACUUGUUUGUUAGUCCACCUAUUUUACAGCUCUGGGGAAUUUGUUGGCGCUUUAUAAAUAAUAAUAACACUCCCUCAAGUGUUGUUACUCCUGUGUCUGUCUCCCUCCAAGUCAACGGUGCUACCAUCAGCUCCACCACGCAGGCUCGCUACCUAGGUGUUCUCUUUGGCUCUGACCUCUCCUUCAAGCCUCAUGUUCAGUCUAUUGCAAAAUCCUGUCAUUUCUAUCUCAAAAACAUUUCGCGCAUCCGCCCCUACUUAACGCCAGAUGCGACUAAGGUGUUGGUCCAUUCCACUGUCCUUUCUCGCCUUGACUACUGUAAUCCGCUUCUCAGUGGUCUUACAUGCUCCCAACUUGCACCAUUACAGUCCAUAAUGAAUGCGGCGGCAAGGCUCAUCUUCCUGUCCGCCCGCACCUCCCAUGCCUCACCCUUCUGUCAAUCCCUACAUUGGCUUCCUAUAAAAUAUAGAGCUCAAUUUAAAAUUCUGGUUCUUGCUUUCAAAUCUCUACAUAUUGCUGCUCCCACCUAUCUAUCCUCCCUUAUACACAAGUAUGUCCCGUCUAGGCCCUUACGAUCUGCUGAAGACUUACGUCUAUCUUCUGUCCGUACUCCCACCUCUGAUGCUCGCCUUCAAGAUUUCUCAAGGGCUGCACCGUUCCUGUGGAACUCGCUUCCCUCCUCCAUUAGAUGCUCACCCAGUCUCCACUCCUUCCAAAAAUCGUUAAAAACCCACUUCUUCAUAAAAGCGUAUCAAUUAAACUGUUAAUAGCUCCCGACUGACUCCUCUUCUGCAACUGUCACUAGUCUAACACUCUACUUACCUUUUUGUGUCAUUUUACCCCACUCCCUCUAACAUGUAAGCUCAUUGAGCAGGACCCUCAACCCCUCUGUUCCUGUGUGUCCAACUUGUCUGGUUCCAACUACAUGUAUGUUCGUCCACCAAUUGUAAAGUGCUGCAGAAUUUGAUGGCGCUAUAAAGCUGGCAUAAUAAUAAUAAUUAGUUGAAUACCAGUUUGCUUACUAAUCCAAACCACAUAAAAUAGUCUCUGCCAUAAGUAACCACCCCUCUUGGUACUUUAAGGAACACUCUAAGGUUAAAAAAUAUAUAUAUGUAACCGUAGUGUGUUAUUUUAAUGAAUUGGAUCUCCCCCUUCAUAUAAGGGCAGCUUGUGUGCCUUCUUUGAGAUAACUAUUGCCAAUUACCAAUGACUCUUUUCAUAUCUAAUCGUGGGUGUGAGGUGACCAAAUGUAAAGAUCUUUGAUUUUCUAAGGUUCUAAGAAAGAAGAGCUUCAAGUAUCUGUCAAUCUGAUUUUUCAAAAAAAGGGACAAGGUCUGUGCACCAAAACCAUUAGCUUAAUAUGAAGUGGUUUGGGUGCUUAGAAGUAUCACUUUAAAAGCACUGAGCAAUGCUUGGCAAUAAAAUUGCGGUUUUCAUCACUGACUGAUGUUUGGUAUCAUACAGGUUGCUGCUGGGGAAAAGAUUCCACUCAAUCAGGAUGAAAUUAAUCUGCAAGGUCAUGCUUUUGAAGCCAGAAUUUAUGCUGAAGACCCUGAUAACAACUUUAUGCCUGGAGCCGGCCCACUGCUGCAUCUGUCUACACCACCAGCUGAUCCAUUCACCCGCAUUGAAACUGGAGUAAAGCAAGGUAACGGGAUGUGUAUUAGUGCAUCUAUCAAAGAUUUAUAGAAUAAGUUUAUAUUUGCUGCAUUAUUUUAAAACUCAAUAAGUAAGGUUUAUUAUUUAAUCCCUUAAGGACCAAACUUCUGGAAUAAAAGGGAAUCAUGACACUUCACACAUGUCAUGUGUCCUUAAGAGGUUAAAGGGAAACGUUAUGCACUUAUGGUACACAAAAUAAAUCUCCCCAUCAUUACAAUUCCAGAUCUGUGGUUUUGCAAGAAAUGCAAAUGAAACUUUUGUCAUAGUUCCACCUACUUAUCUUUCUUUUCCUAUUGGAUGAGGGAGAACAGAUAGCAGGAACUCAGAGCUCUGCAGUAGUUUAUAGCAAUUAAGACAAUCCAGAAAUAUUGAUGGAGUGAAACAGAUUUAUAGGGAGGAACGGUCCAAAAUGUAUCUUCAAUGUUGUGCAAGUCUUAUAGGCAGCUACAGAAAAUGUUUUUGGUGGAGAUUGUUGCUAUUUAAAGGAACGCUAUAGCCACCCAGACCACUUCAUCUCAGUGAAGUGGUCUGGGUGCAGUGUCUGUGUCUUUGUCUUUUUAACCCUGCAAUGUUUCGCAGUAUUUGAGAAACUGCAAUAUUUAUAUUGCCGGGUUAAGUCCACCUCUAGCGGAUGUCAGUAUGACAGCCACAAAGUCGCUUCCGCGGCACAGACCAAGGAAAACUCGGUCAUAUGAUGCAGUAGCUCUACAGGAAAGCACUGACUGAAUGUUUUCCUAUAGGGAAUUUUGAAAGCGCACAUUGUAUUGAUCAUUGGCGGAGGGGGACAUGCCCCUUCUUUGAUGUUGCGGUAGGUGGUGAUACGGUGAGCGUUGCAUAGAAGCCUCAGUGCUGGAAAACGUUAAGAAAACUUUUUUUUUAUUUAAAUACCUGUGGGGACACCUAAAUAGUAGUAGGGACAGAGACACUAUAGCAUUUGGUAUAAAGAUUUGUAUUCUUAACGCUAUAGUGUUCCUUUUAACCCCUUAAGGACCAAUCUUCUGGAAUAAAAAGGAAUCACGACAUGUCACACAUGUCAUGUGUCCUUAAGGGGUUAAAGGAGGAUCCACAAGUUUCCAUCAAUGUCUUCAAUAUAAAUCUGAAAAGUACAUCUAUUUGUGUGCUAUUAGUUUAAAUAGAUUGUGUUUGUCUAUAACGGUAACUUGGAUGAAGGUCAGGACAUUCUUUCUGAGCAAUCUUUGCUGAAAUUCUGGUAAUUCCAAUGGGUUCACAAACAUUUUCUUCCAACUGUAUGUUGCUGCAUAGUUUUAUUACCUUUUUAAUAUUUUCGUUUAGAUACUACCAAUUGAUUUGGCAUCAAAUUAUAUUAUUGAUCCGUUAAGGGGGAACCUGGUGGAGAUAUACAAAUUAAUAUCUUUAUUGUGUUCAAAAGUAUUUCUGAAUUAUUUCUCAAGGUGAUGAAGUUUCCGUGCACUAUGACCCAAUGAUUGCUAAAUUGGUUGUGUGGGCUGAAGAUCGCCAAGCAGCACUCCGAAAGUUAAAAUAUUCCCUGCACCAGUACAAUGUAAGUAAAAUGAACUAACUAUAAAGGAUCCUCUCAACAGAGUUGUUAACAAAUGCUCGGUCACAAGAUAAACAUAUGUAUUAACUCAUGAUCAUUAAGGUUGUUAACAAAAACUGCUGGAUCACAAGAUGAAAUAUGUUUCCUGUUUGCUUCAUAAUAACCACCAUCUCUGGUUUCUUAGAUAUGUAGAAUAUAUAUUUUUUAUAAGACACAACAAGUUACAAUAUUAAUAAGAGCUGCACUUAUGUAGACUAAGAGGGCAUGACGGAGUGUUAAAGUGCUAAAGGUCCGUUACACACAAUAUGCUUUUUUUUUUUAUUAUUUUUUUUUUUAUUAUUAUUUUGGUAAAAAUUGUUAUUGUGUUGCCAAUUUUUUUUUUUUUUUUUAUUCUUUAUUUUUCUUGUGCAUUUGAUUACAUAAUAGAGGUACCUGUAGCGCCACGACAGUAAUUAAAGGCAUUUCAAUGGCAUACAUUGUCAUGGCAGAAAUAAACAGCACAUUUUAUAUGAGAAAAAUAACAGACUGGGAACACUUUAAAGUUUUUAAACAUGCUAAAUACAGGCUAGCUUUGAAUGUCUGUUGCGGUGGGUCACGAUGGGCUUGUCAAGCUUGAGACAGUAAACGUACAGUGGUUCUAGCAUAUAUAGUAGUGGUUAGAUCCUAUUAAACAUUGCCUUACUAGCUAAGGAUAUUGGUCGAUGCCACGACAGCUUAGGUAAGUACAGCAUCUUCACUGUAAUGCGCAAGCAUGGCAUUAAAGUAGUAGCACACUUUUGUUUACGGUGUAGGCAAUAUAAACAGGCUUAUUGAAUUAUGUCGGGAUUAACAACAUGCAGUAUGAACAUCAACAGGUUAUGUUAGAGUUUGGUGCAGUCAAAUGCUUAGAGAGUGGGUUCAGGUUAAAUCUCUGAGCUCUGGCUGUGCCUGACCUGAGUGUCCCAGGAGGCUUCCUCUAGAAUCCUUUUUUUUUUUUUUAAAGAUUGAGACUAAUAACAAUACUAGUGUGACAUACAUGCAUCAACAGUUGCGAGGUAAACAUGUGUUGGUUAACUGUCAUAUAGUAUGCUUGAUAUUGUAUUGUGUUCAAGCUAGUUGUGGGUUAAUCGCUUUAUGUGUGUGAGGGUACCGGCUAGACUACUUGUCAGUAGGGUUAAGCAGGAAUCAGAGGACUAGCCAUGUGCCCCUCAUCUCGACAGUGGUGUGUGUGUCUAGUGUAGUCGGGUAGUGUAAUUUAGUCCCCAUAGGCAGCCCUUUUAUAACAAUGGCUACUCCCGGUGGCAGUCUCAAUGUAUCCCAUAGGUAGGCACGGUCACAUAAAAGUCCCAUGGGUCCUGUCAAGUGGCCCAUCUCAACCGAUGCCCCCACGUGGCAGGUGGUGUGCAAGCCUCCCAGUGAGCUGUUUCAGGGCAUAUCCAGUAGGUGCCUGGUGGUAGUGCAGGAGCUCUGUUGUUGUCAGCCAGGCUUUAGGCAGUACCGCUCUCUGAGGGUGCUUCCUGGUGGACCUCUGCAUCCUAGUUGUCCGUCGCUUGGGCUGUGCAUGCCAUUUGAGCAGACGUCGUGGGGGGGUCCUUCCUCCAAUGUGGAGCUUCAAACUUUUGUGGUAGGCUCUGAUGCAAUGGAGCGCAGGUAUCCGGGCAAGGCUGUACCGCACUGGUGCGUGGACCACGGGUGGGCGCUCGGGCCCUCUUGAUUUGCAGCCUAGGAAGGGGGCGCCGAACCGGACCUCUGCCUGAAGGCUGUGUUUCGGGCCUAGGAGGUGCAGGUGGCUGUCGCCUUUUCUCCCAUCCCUCACAGAAUUUUCGGCACAUGGUGUCAAACCGAUGCACGAUUCCUACCAUCCAGCCAUCUUGGGUCGUCUGCUCAUCACACCUGUCGUUAUCCUUGGCCAUGUUGUAAAAGGCCUCGUGUCCAUUGGGAGGUAAGUGCCUGUUUGGUGUGGGCUGGGAAAACCCCCGCCAGCCCAAGGGGGGGGAGGGGGGUAGUACGGGGCUCUGAGUAUCCACUCAAGAGAAGGGUCAGGCAGCCCCGGGCUGAGAGAUCGGCCGUUUCUCCCGCUAGGAAUUCACCAGGGCUCUACAAGCCGAGGGCAGCAUCUGUCGAUUAGCUGGUUUAAGGGUGCCAGAAUUCUCCCCAACGUUGCCCCAGCUGUACCAGAUGAAGGUACCAUCUGGAGGCGCUUUGAUAUUAGGGUAUUUUGUCCCACAAAUUGCUAUUUAGUCAGUUUGAAGCAGGAGCUCAUGCAACCUGCGACCAUUCAGUAUGGCAUCCAAGUCCCGCCCUGCCCCGUCGUGUUGCCAAUUUUUAAGAUCAUCGUGUAAGGCUAACAAGUUUGGGGUUUUAUUUGAUUGAUGUAACUCAGGGAGGGGAACCCAUGCUCUAGUACCAGGACUGAGUGACUGCAAAAAAUCCACUUGUUAAUUGAAAUACUAGCUCAUUAAAGUUGUGAUUAUCAUGCCAGGAGAACCCUUGAACUAUUCCAAGGUCAGGGGGAAAACUGUUUUACAAUGCUUUGCCACUUACCUAGGUUCUGCUGAGCCUCAAUAACUUGCAUUCAAAUGACCUUGUCAUAAUGGUGAUUAAAAAUAAAACAAACAAACAUAUUAUACAAUCCAAAAUAUAAAAUCAUGUGAUGUCUGAGACCAUUUAAUAAACUUAAAACCAUUUAAUUACAUUAAUUGAAAUUGCUGAUGUUAAAGCAGCAUUGUCACUGUCUGGGGUCUGUGCAGAAUUCGUAAAAGGCACCCAACGGUGACCUCACUGCUGGGGCUCUGGUUGUCGGGUAGAGCAGGUAAAUGUGAGUUCUGCUUACCUGUCCCUCGUUGGCGCUGCCAUCUUCCUUCUGCGGGUGUUCUUCAGCUCUUGUGCUCCUGCUUCGGGAGCCGACGUCACCUCUGUACUCUUCCGCAUGUGCGAGAGGACAGCAUUGAGGUCUGUGGAGGAUCCUGCCAGAUUGUGGAUUCUCCAUAGACAGAGCCAAUUCCCUACAGCCAUCACGUGUGACGGCGGGGUGGAUUGACACUUGUAGAUGGUGGUAGCUCUGCCCAGUGUCUAGAAGUGUCAGGCGUAGGAAAUAUUCUGAGUAUAUACAUGUACACUAAGCAUCACUGCAUAUGUACAGCUAUGGGGAAAUCAAAGAUCUCCCUUGAGGCUCAGUUCAGGCUUCUGUUUUGAAACUGUUUGUGCCGAGAAAAUAUUUCUAUCCCAAGCUCUGGCCAUUCAGAGGUUUGCACAAUUUACAAUAGCAACGCUCUAAAAAUUACCCAGUGCCGGAUCUCACAAAGGAGCAUACUCAGUCUGCACUCAGGAGACAUGCAAAACUAGAGUCACUCACCAUAGACCACCAGGUAGCUACAUGUCCCACCCCUACACGGAACAAGGUAAGAAGGUAAGAAGCAACAUUUUAAAUAAAUAAUAAAAAAAUAAAAAAAAUACCCCCACAUAUUAGAACCUAAAUACCACACUACAAAUACACACACAUUAUCCCCUAUACACACAUAGGAGGAAUUUUACUGUAAUUACAGUAUUGGUUGUUUUGUUUUUCUUCUAAAUUACUAGUUAAAAUAUAUUGGAAUGUCUUCUAUUAUGGUGCUUCUUAUAUUUAGAAAAUAUGGUGAUAAUGUUGUGCACUUGCCUGUUCUGUGUAGUGUAUGUAUUUUAUCUAAUUAUAUCUUUUGAAGUGUAAAUUAUUUUAGAUUUUGGUUUGUAAAAAUAGGCAGUGGUUGAUUAUGCAACAGAUGCCUCCAGUACGUCAUGCUCUGUGGUAGAGUUAUAUCUAAGCACUCUAAUUACUUUUUUCUUUUCAGAUUGUUGGACUGAGCACCAAUAUUGAUUUCCUCCUCAGCCUGUCUGAUCACCCUGCAUUUGAAGCUGGGGAUGUACACACUAAUUUUAUUCCCCAGCAUCACAAUGAACUCUUUCCUCCCAAGCAAGAAACCUCAGGAGAGAUGUUGUGUCAAGCUGCACUGGGCCUCAUCCUGAAGGAGAAAGUCUUAAGCAAUGAGUUUAAUUUACAGUCUGGAGGUAUGUUUUUUUUUUUCUGUAUUUUUCCUCUUUAUACUCAGUAACCAGUAAAGAACUUUUUUUGGUGUUAUUUCUGUAUUUCAUCCUAGGCAGCAUUAGGUAUAAAAGCUUUUUAUCAUAUCUAAACUAAAUUUGAGAGGUGACGAUUGUUUUGCCACUGGUUGCUGUGUUAGAAUAUUCUCCCAGUUCUUUGUUCAUUACCAUUUUCACUGUUAGUAUUAAAUUCUAAAAUCAAACACGUGUAAGGCACUUUUAAAACUUACGAGAUGUGUCCACUAAUAUAGUUUAGCCACAUACACCAUAUACACAGCAUUAAAGUACAGUAUCUCACAAAAGUGAGUACACCCCUCACAUUUUUGUAAAUAUUUUAUAUCUUUCAUGUGACAACACUGAAGAAAUGACACUUUGCUGCAAUCUAAAGUAGUAAGUAUACAGCCUCAAAAUAACUCAACACACAGCCAUUAAUGUCUAAACCAAUGGCAACAAAAGUGAGUACAGCCCUAAGUGCAAAUGUCCAAAUUGGGCCCAAUUAGCCAUUUUCCCUCUCUGGUGUCAUGUGACUCGUUAGUGUUACAAGGUCUCAGGUGUAAAUGGGGAGCAGGUGUGUUAUCUCUCUCAUACUGGUCACUGAAAGUGCAACAUGGCACCUCAUGGCAAAGAACUCUGAGGAUCUGAAAAAAAGAAUUGUUGUGUUACAUAAAGAUGGCCUAGGCUAUAAGAAGAUUGCCAAGACCCUGAAACUGAGCUGCAUCAAGACCAUACAGCUGUUUCACAGGACAUGUUCCCCUCAGAACAGGCCUCGCCAUGGUCGACCAAAGAAGUUGAGUGCACAUGCUCAGCAUCAUAUCCAGAGGUUGUCUUUGGGAAAUAGUAUUAGUGCUGCCAGCACUGCUGCAGAGGUUGAAGGGGUUAGGGGUCAGUCUGUCAGUGCUCAGACCAUACCCCACACACUGCAUCAAAUUGGUCUGCGUGGCUGUCGUCCCAGACGGAAGCAUCUUCUACAGAUGAUGCACAAGAAAGCCUGAAAACCGUUUGCUGAAGACAAGCAGACUAAGGACAUGGAUUACUCGAACCUGUCCUGUGGUCCAAUGAGACCAAGAUAAACGUAUUUGGCUCAGAUGGUAUCACGAGUGUGUGGCGGAAAACCAGGUGAGGAGUACCAAGACAAGUAUGUCUUGCCUACAGUCAAGCAUGGUGGUGGAAGUGUCAUGGUCUGGGUUUGCAUGAGUGCUGCCGGCACUGGGGAGCUACAGUUCAUUGAGGGAACCAUGAAUGUCAACAUGUACUGUUACAUACUGAAGCAGAGCAUGUCUUGGCCGCAGGGCAGUAUUCCAACAUGAUAACGACUCCAAACACACCUCCAAGACGACCACUGCCUUGCUAAAGAAGCUGAAGGUAAAGGCGAUGGACUGCCAAGCAUGUCUCCAGACCUAAACCCUAUUGAGCAUCUGUGGGGCAUCCUCAAACGGAAGGUGGGGGAGCGCAAGGUCUCUAAUAUCCACCAGCUCCGUGAUGUCUUCGUGGAAGAGGACUCCAGUGGCAACCUGUGAAGCUCUGGUGAACUCCGUGCCCAUGAGGGUUAAGGCAGUGCUGGAAAAUAAUGGUGGCCACACAAAAUAUUGACACUUUGUGUCCAAUUGCGACAUUUCCACUUAGGGGUGUACUCACUUUUGUUGCCUACGGUUUAGACAUUAAUGGCUGUGUGUUGGGUUUUUAUGAGGGGACAGAAAAUUUACACUGCUACACUUUACUACACUUACUACUUUACAUUGUAGCAGAGUGUCAUAUUUUCAAAAAUGUGAGGGGUGUACUCACUUUUGUGACAUACUGUAACUCCUUAAUACCCCAACCAGUAAUACGCUAUCACUUUGUCACUUUAAGAAUGUGAAAUAUAAAACCAGAAUACUUUGUUUUAUACUUAUAGACAAACAUAGUACAGAGAGUAUGUUCACUUUGUGUUAAAACCACCGCUCAUCUCCUUUCUAGGUGGCACUCACAUAAACCAGUGAUACUUUUAUAAAAUCGAAUACAAAGAAAGUAAAAAAUGCUUCCUUAAAAUCCGUGUGAGUUCAUAUCAAGGGAAACUCACCAUGAGCACUAUAUAUAUCAAUACUCCUUUAUCAUCACGGGAUUUGAUUUUAUGCUAUAAGUACACUUGGAUAGGAAGAUUGAGCAUACCUGUGGGCCAAUGGGAAUAAGUGGAGGAGUGGACGAGGAGUGCGACAGUCAAACUAUACACAGAUGAGAUCAGUGACCUGUCAGUGGAAGCCCACGUGAUCAGGGCAAAAGAUCAUAUACAGGAGGCAGACUCAGAGUUCCCAUGUGUCUAGAGUCAGUAGUAAGUUUCCUUUGUUGUGAACUCAUACUUUAAAUAAGAGGGUUUUAAAGUUAUUUUUUUCUUUCUUAUAUAUAAAACUUUGAUGAUAUAAAACUAUUGGGGUUCUCCCUGGUCUUUUUUUCCCUCUCUAGUAUUAACUUGUUCAUCCCGCUCACACUCCAAGCACUAACUCUUAGAAUGUGCCAAACAUGCCCAAAGUAGUGGUUUGAUUAAGAAAAUUGAUUACAUCUUUUGUUCAGAACACACUGGCAUGUAGCAGCUUAGUAGGCCCACUGCAGGUUUGUCCAUACAUCAAGACUAUCUCAAACUCAUUGCCUUGCAAUAACUGGCGCUAAGUAAACAGAAAUGAGAAGGAUCCAACAAUAGAAAUUAAUAUCUUAUGGGCAUACAUAGGGGCAAUAUUUAUUAAGAACAAUGGAAAAGUACUAAAAAGUGGAUAAUCUCUAUUAAAUCAUGUUGGUUCCACUUUUUAAACUUGGAACCUAAAUUUCUUUAUCUUUAUAAUUAAAAUAUAUGGAUGGAUGCAUAGUCUUCCUGGUAACAACAUGAUGGAGGCACCAAUCCAUCUUACAGACUGCACACUCUCGAUCAGUAUAUCAAGAAUAAUUAUAACUAAUCUUUUGCGGCUUUUACAUUUCUGUUUUUAUAUUUGAACAUUUAUUUUCUAGAACUGUAUACUCCAUUCACUUCCAAUAGUGGUAGACGAAUGAAUCUGUUAUACACACGAAACCUCACUUUGCUUGACUGUGAAAAGAGUAAGUACAUUUUGGAUUAUUGGCAAUUUUAGUGCCAAAACGUUUACUUACAUUUAUAGCAUCCUUUCUGCAAAAGUUAAAGGCAAAUUCCAAGUGCUAUAUUUACUAGUAUGCAAUCUGUAUAGUAAAUGUAUUGUAAGCAUAUUUUCUACUUGUUUUUAUUGCAUUGCUUUUACAUUACAACUAGUCUGCUUUAGUGGUUAUGGUGCUCAUGGUGUUGCUAUAUAGGGAAUCUCUAUCGAUGACUUUGCAGCACAUUACAAUUAUGUGAUAUAGAACCACAAUCAUAAAAAUGCUAUUCAUAGAAAAUAUACACACAAUAUAAAUAAGCAUCAAUAACAUCUGAAAUAAUACAUUAAACAUAACAAUCAGGGUUGAAAUAUGUAUUAAGAGCCAAGAGCUGUCCCAGGUUAUAACUGAACACUCAAUUAAUGUAGCCAAAAGAGUCACCAGACAAGAUAUAAUCAAUUUCUUCUAUAAAUAGAAUUGUUUCCUUUUAGUAAAAUGUUUAACACAGGGUUCUAGGCCAAAACUCAAAUUGGAAUGGCAUGAUCCAAACUCUUGCCUCCUAUUGAUUCAUUAUGUUAGCCACAUACAGUAAGCCUAUUUGUAACUGCAGUAUGUCAAAAGCGAGUUUACCAGCACACUUAAAGCCUUCUAAAUAAUAUAUAUAUUUAUUUGUUUAACAGAAGUGGAGAUGAGAAUAAAUUACAACCAUGAUGAAUCAUUUGAAAUGCAUGUAAGUAAUAAAUGUAACUUCAAGAGGAACUGUCACUUCCCAGGAUUUUGGUAUUUUUUGCAGUUGAAGUUUAUUCAUUUUGUAACAUAAAAGAAUUAAAGGGUACAGAAAAUAAGAAGGAAGUAUAAGCUUACAUCCGGGGGUUGCCAUACAUCGAGAUAGGAGUACAUGUUAUACAAGACACUUCAUAAAGCAGUCAUGACUUUGUAAUUCCAAAGACGGUUGGCAUGCUCUCUGGCUAACGCCCCAAUGGAGGCCUGCUGGGUGUCGACUUAAUGCUUGAAUUACCUUCAUUGCCUGCUGAAAGCAACUUCCACCCAGUCCCCCUGUCGUUAGUGGUGAUGUUUCUUGCAGUUAGUCAAAACGUGGCCUGCCCUUAGAGGCAUCAGCUUUUGGCUGUGCCUGGUUUCCCUUUCUCGUGUGGGCUGUCACAGUGCACCUAUAGACUUAUCGUGUGAUUCAUAUACUGUAGAGAUAACAUUGUACUAUUCUUAGCCGCUAUAUGUAAUUAUAUGAAUGAACGAUAUCAGUGUGGUGGACAUUUCCCCGGUGUCUGAUCUAUCCUGAUCUGCACGUACAGCAGUCAACACAACCCAGCUUUAGAGUGUUUGGUCUUGCUAUCCGGUACACUCACCGAGAACAGUGGAUAGCCAACCCUCUUUAAUUGAGAGGCUAGAGGAAGGGGGAUUAUAGGUAAGAGAGAAAUUAAGGAAGUAAGUAGGGUGGUCUGGAGCUAUACUGGUAGAGGGGAAGAAAGGAAGCAAGUAACAAGUGAUUGGAGUAACAAGCAAGUGAUUGGACCGUUUCACUGGUUCAGAGUGUGUGUACAAUCUAAGAGGAAGUGCGAGAAGAGGUGGGAGCAAUAUUUUAAUUAAGAGGAAAAAUAAAACCUCUAUUUAAGUAGCAGAGGGAAUUGGGAAGGAACCCACACAGGGAGGGAGGGAAAAGAUAUCUUCUCCUUGCAGGUCCUCUGCCUGCAAAGGAGAAGAUUUUUACAUAUGUUGCCAGCUUGUUGUGCGCAAUUAAAAAUAACUAUGAAUGUACAGUGUUUCCAGAAGAAAUACUGCACGUCCAGUAUCCGACCACCAUGACCACUACAAAGUGAUCACGGUGGUUGGAGUACCUUUCAAGAUUUAACUAGAAUUACAUCCUAGUUCACUUAGAAAAAUGGAGUCUCACGUGGUUAACACAAGGUUAACACAAGGUUAACACAAUUUAUUUAAUUAUUUGAUUUUGAUUUUAAGGCAUGCUGGAUUUAUUUUUAUUUUUUUAUUUAUUUUAAGUAUAAUUUAACAAUAAAAUGAAUUUAGUUCUACCCGUGUUUCUUUUACUCUAAUCUGUUUUUAUUUUUUAUUCGGGGGGCAGGUCAUUUUAGUGUGAUUUAUUCUGUGAUUUCUAUGUUUUAAUAAAAAAAUACAUUUCAAAACCUCUUAUGCUUGUUAUAUUGUAGAUUCAGGAUAAAGUGUGGAAAGUGUCAGGAGAACUUUUCAAUGAAGGAGAUGUAACUUAUUUGAAAUGCUCGGUGGACGGCACAGUUUGUAAAUCCAAGCUGGUUAUUCUGGAUGGCACAAUACAUCUCUUCUCAAUGGUCAAGAAUCCUUUUUACUUCACAAUGUUUACAAAUUCUAACCUACUGAUGGAUUAACAUCCCUGCAUACUAUCUAUCCAAUUCAUAAUGUACAUUUUAUUUAGUAAUUGUGAAACUAGUUUGCUUAACGUUAAUUUAUUCAGAAGGUCUUGAAAAACCUAGUCUCUGUAUUCAACACAGAUGGACUUAUUCAGGGCUUAAAAUUUCAAGCCAAUGCUACAAGCCAAGCCUUGAAAGUUUCUCUUACUACAAGUCUGGAGAAUACAUGUCACACUCACUGGAUGUGAAUUUCUAUUUACCGGAACUAAAUUUUUUUCUUGCCAGUGGCUAGUGUCAAGUGGAAAUGUUCAGCCCUAGACUUGCUUAUAGAUAAACUUUGUUUUUUAAUUAAUAUUAAUUAUUAUUUUUGUUCUCUAACACGCAUUUCCAAUAAAGAUAUGACACUACCAAGAGUGUCAUAUACACUGCCAAGAGUGUCAUAUACACAUUGUAGCAGAUUAAAAUAUUUUGUUGUCAACAAGACUUUGUCAUCAAUUGAGUGACUGGUGAGGGGAGGGACCCAAACUAUAAAAUAUUUCAAUCUGAAAACCAAUACAUUUGCCAACAGUACUGCUAGCACAGUGUAAAUAUAUAUAUAUAUUUUAUUGUACUAUCCAUUCAGCCGAUGUGAGUACCAUGAUUUGUGCACUUUGAAGCAUUCUCAGUAUACAUUGAAAUAUACCGUAAGCAUUUUUACUAAAAGUUCCUUAACAUAUACAUCUGUCCUAAAUUUUGUCUACUUUUUCUUCUUGUCGUGCUUCUUAAUGAUUUCACUUUUCAUGUUACAGGAAAGAAGUGCACAGCUUGGUAUUCCAACUCCAAAAUUUUUGUCAGGAGUAAGCACUACUGUUUCUCAAGGAGGAGCAGUAGCACCAAUGACUGGGACUAUAGAAAAGGUAAUGUACCUUCAUAGAUGGUCAGGAAAUAAAACAUAUUGGUAAGUUUUAUAAGAAACUUAUUAAAAUAAAAAAGGAUAGUGCGAGAAGCUAAAAAGUGGUACUAAAUGUUUAGUCAGUAGCAUACACAAAAGAUUAAAUGGCCUUCUCACCCAAACAAAGUAAUGCAGCUAGAGACUCAUAAACUAUUUUAUGAGUUCUUAACUAAAGAAACUCACUGCACACUAAUACACAUGUUCCAAACUUCCACUUGCUCUCACAUUGGUGUUUCGUAUUCUCCAAUCACGCAAGAACUCAGUACUGGCCUCCUCUGAACUAGGUCUCGAUUUAUUGAGCUAUCAAUGUUUAAAAAGAACUUUCACAAUGUUUUAUCUAUGAUAAAAAAACUAGGAGCUGACCAACAUAUAUAGAAAAUUAUAGCAUAAGUUAACACCUAGGAAAUGGUAGUAGAUGGGAAACUAUAGAAUAUAAAAGAUUAUUGAUUGCAUUUACCAAUAUCUUAAUAACUAUAACUAAUAAAGCUAAUGUUUCAUUUUUUUUCCAUUUACCUUCUUAGCUUCUAAAUUACUUAUCUACAAAAAUUUCCAUUGACUUUAAUGAUAACUUCUGACAUUUGGGAUUUUUAUGUAACAGUAUUUCAUUAUUUGGAAAGCCCUAUUAAAUUGAGGCCAAAAUACGUGAUGCAUUUGCCCAAUUACAUUGGCUUCCUUCGAAGGUUAUAUUUUUCAUUAUUUUUUGAUUUAAAGAAAGUAUUUUUUAGAAAGGAUUGCAUUUCGUCUCUUUCAUGUCAAUAUUGGUUCCUGGUCCAUAUUGUCUGCUUAAUGAAAUGUAUAUGCUUAUCUGUAGGUGUUUGUAAAGGUGGGUGAUAAAGUUAAAGCUGGAGAUCCACUGAUGGUUAUGAUAGCAAUGAAAAUGGAGGUGAGAUUUUUGUUGUGAAUGUGGCUUCUGUAAACUGUUCUUUCUUGCAGUCCUGUGAUACGUAGAUAUCGUAGAGAAGAGUUACCUUUUAAAUGAAUUGUAAGUUUAGAAAGGCCUGUCACUUGUCCUGAUCAAAUUAUCUGAAAUGACUUCAAGAAAAUGUGAUAAGAAUAACGAGAAUAUCAUAAGUCAAAAAUAAAGUCUGUCUCCAGAUAAUGAGUUAAACUCAGUUACAAAACCGAAUUACAGGACAAAGGCAUACAUCAACCUUCAUCACAGCAGGCUUUAGUGGUUAUGGUACUUGGUAUUUUCCUUUUGAGCCUGUAUAUGUUAUGUGUGUUGCUUCCAUGACUCUAUUGAAUAUUUGUAUUAAUUCUAACAAAUGUGCAGAUAUCAUUAAGCACAACUUGAGUAAUGCACUUUGAGAGACCUUUAUUUUCUAUUUCUGAAACCUGAAGUAAUUGUGAAUUGACCAGGGCCAACACUUUCCAGAUUAAUGAAUAUUACUUUCCUAGUGUAAGGCUUGCUAAUUGACCAUAUAAAUUAGUACUGCAGGCUGUAGACACCAUGCCUUGUGUAUACCACAUAAAUAAUAGUUUAUUACAUUUGAAGCAAAUGCCAAUACAUGAUGUAUUUAUUUUUUUCUUUAAAAAAAACACUUUUCUAUCUGUCUAAACAGUAAUUUUAGGGGUCAUACUCCACUAUUAUCUGACCAACUAGUGCCUAAUCUAACUUACUUGCUGCUGUGGUUGCUCUGUGUGAACCUGCAAAAGCAAGAAACGUAGAUUGUGCAAUACUUGUUCAGAUAACAGUAGUGUCUGAACCAACAUGGCUGCCCAGCCUGUGGAAAAAAAGUAUAUACAUAAAAAAAUGUUUUAAAUCAUUUGUUUUCUUUAACUGUAAUCUUACAAAAUAAAAAGUGAAAGUUUACUGGCAGUUGCCCUUUAACUAGUACACCCAGGGCUGACACAUGAAAAGCAUUCAAAUGUUUGAGCGCCUCUCUGAUCGGUUUCCUCUCACUAUAUAUACAUUGACCAUUAAGAUUUUUUGUUUAUGCUUUUUCAUAGAUCUUUUUAUACGAGGUUUUUAACUAAAGAUCUGUUUCUUUACAGCACACAAUACGUGCUCCAAAAAGUGGCACCAUAAAAAAAAUUUACUUUCUAGAAGGCACCCAAGCCAAUAGACAUGCUCCGCUGGUUGAACUGGAGGAAGAAGAAGCCGAAUCAGAAUAAUUUCCAGGAAAUUAAAUAAUAAAAAAAAUAAUCUUGUUUAUUACAAGAUUAAGAACCUAUAAAUGUGUUUUCAUUUGUUUAUAAUAAAUAUUUUACACACUUUGGUUUAUUUCAUUUUUUAUGUAAUUUUUGAAAACAAUGGUCGAUUUAAAUAUGGCUUACGUGCAAUAAUUAAUCCAGACAAAGAGCAUCAUUCACAUGGCUUUAUAUAAAGGAAGAAAACGUAUUGAAACCAAAGUUAUAUUGCUGCUUUUAAUGGGGGGCCACUACAUGCUUUAGUUUCACAAAACACUUUGUAGUACAGAGCAUCUUCGUUUUGAGGUAUGAAAAAUCUACAUCAUUGUUUUGUUAUGCAUUUUCUAUUGCAACUCACAUUUGCUAAUUAUUUGAAUAAUAACAUGAUUGAUAGUAACUCUUAAGUCAUUAAAGGAACACUACUGUUGGAAAUAUAUUGUUUUAUACCACAGUGUUUCAGCGGGGUGUUUUAGUUUCUGCCCUACCCCACGCACCCCCCAACAACAAUAAAAAAAUACCUGCAAUCCAGUGCUGACACAUGCUCUUGUCUGCAGCCUGAUCUGCCUCCGCUGAUGUGAUCAGGCUUGAUGACAUUUCGGUCAAAACAAAUGCUUCUCAUAGAGAAGCAUUGGGGGUGUAAUGCGCACGAGCAGCUAUCGCCAUGAUGCAGCAAUCAAAUGCUUCUCAUAGAGAACAAUUGAAUCCAGAGCUCAUUGAGAAGCCUUAAGCAUUUGAAGUCCUUAUGCAAUGCGUGAAGAUGUUGAAUAUCAAGAACCAAGUUUGACUCCGUUCUGGAAGCAUAAGAACCAUUUAGUGGCUGUCCUGGUACUUAGCCCCUUAAUGUAAACAUUGCCUAUCUCCAAAACGCCAAUAUUUUACACUGCAGGAGAGAAAAGGCAGGGUCAUUGCACCUAGACCACUUUAUUGAUAUGAAGUAGUAUUGGGGUUUAUAGUGUCCCUCUAGUGGGCUCUAUGUGCAAAACCAGAUGUAUUUUACAUGCAUUUGUUACUUGUUCAACAUUACUUUGUACUUGCAUAAAGUUUUGUGAAAUUCUGAAAUACCAUGUUCUCUGUGUUUCUGUGGAAUAGAAGCUACUAGACAGCCAUUCUGUCACUUCCUCUUCGGAUCUCAACCAGUUUCCAUUUUGUAGUCAAUGUGAGUGACACAUUG